This is a messenger RNA of Hyla sarda, 4504 nucleotides long. RefSeq names its product oocyte zinc finger protein XlCOF7.1-like. Gene Ontology annotation, molecular function: RNA polymerase II cis-regulatory region sequence-specific DNA binding; DNA-binding transcription factor activity, RNA polymerase II-specific. Gene Ontology annotation, biological process: regulation of transcription by RNA polymerase II. Bases 24 to 4331 code for a protein of 1435 amino acids. NCBI's taxonomy places the organism in Eukaryota, Metazoa, Chordata, Amphibia, Anura, Hylidae. The record is from RefSeq and is a predicted model, not a curated record. The transcript is spliced from 14 exons.
UCCCCCUCCAUGUGACUGAUCACAUGACUUGUGACAUCAUCGCAGGUCCUGUAAGCACAGAGCAGUUCUAUGGCUGCAGGUCCCUACAAUCCAGGAUCCUCUCAGCUGAUUCUUCUAUAGAAGAGAAUAUUCCUGAUCGACCAUCAAUGAUGGAGAAGGACAGAGACAAGAUGGCGGAGAGGAUAAUACACCUCACCAUAGAGAUACUCUUCCAGCUUACCGGAGAGGAUUACACGGUGGUGAAGAAGACCUCUAGGGGGCGCCAUCAGGCCCCUGUGUGUGAAGGAUGGGGAAGAACCCUGAGGCCAAUCCCGGGGCCUCCACCUCACUCCCUGAUACAUGAGGAGAUGAAUGAGCAGAAGAUCCUAGAACUCACCAACAAGAUGGUGGAGCUGCUGACUGGAGAGGUUCCUAUAAGGUGUCAGGACGUGGCCGUCUAUUUCUCCAUGGAGGAGUGGGAGUAUUUAGAAGGACACAAGGAUCAGUACAUAGCGGACAUAGUCAUGAUGGAGGAUCAGCAGCCCCUCACAUCAGCAGAGAGAUGUCCCCGUCCUCUUCCUCCAGAGGAUUCUUCAGAAGGAGAUGACAAUGUCCUCCAGGAUUAUCAGUUUAUGGAUCAGAGUAAAGAUGUGAAGAACAUUAAUGCUCCAGACAUAAUGGUGAAAGAGGAGACAGAUGUGAGGGGUGAUGAUCCGUGUACAGAGGACGUCCCUACAGCGCCCCCGCCAGAUGACGGUACCAGGAGAUCAGAGGGUCACCUGAUGUCUUCACAUUAUAAAGCAGAGGAUGGCGGCAUUAUACAAAAUACAUAUAAAGAACAUAUGACUAACCCAGAUCUACCCUCAAACCUUCACAGCAAAGAUCUGUCAUCUGAUGAGACUGUAACCCAAAAUAGAAAUCCUACAAGAACGCAUACUGGGGAGAAGCCAUUUUCAUGUUCAGAAUGUGGGAAAUGUUAUAACCAGCCAUCAUCUCUUGUUAAACAUCAGAGAAGUCACUCGGUGCCAAACCAAUUUUCAUGUUCAGAAUGUGGAAAGUGUUUUAAAAGGAAAUCACAUCUUGUUACGCAUCAGAGAAUUCACACAGGGGAAAGGCCAUUUUCAUGUUUAGAUUGUGGUAAAUCUUUUACCCAGCAAUCACAUCUUGUUAAACAUAAGAAAAAGCAUACAGGACGACAACCAUUUUCAUGUUCAGAUUGUAAGAAAUGUUUUAACCAGAAAUCAGAUCUUGUUAGACAUGAGAGAAGUCACAAAGGGGCAACUUCAUUCACAUGUUCAGAAUGUGGGAAAUGUUUUGACCAGAAAUCAACUCUUGUUGUACAUCAGAGAAUUCACAAAAAGGGGGAACCAUUUUCAUGUUCAGAAUGCGGUAAACGUUUUAACAAAAAAGCGCAUUUUAUUAGACAUCAGAGAAUUCACACAGGGGGGAAACCAUUUUCAUGUUUAGAAUGUGGGAAAUGUUUUAACCAGAAAUCAGUUCUUGUUAGACAUCACAGAAUUCACACUGAGGCAAAGCCAUUUUCAUGUUUAAAAUGUAAGAAAUGUUUUCACCUAAAAUCAACUCUUAUUGUACAUCAGAGAAUUCACAAAAGGGGGGAACCAUUUUCAUGUUCAGAAUGUGGUAAACAUUUUAACAAGAAAGCGCAUUUUAUUAGACAUCAGAGAAUUCACACAGGGGAGAAACCAUUUUCAUGUUCAGAAUGUGAUAAAUGUUUUAACCAGAAAUCAGUUCUUGUUAGACAUCAGAGAACUCACACAGGGGAUAAGCCAUUUUCAUGCGUAGAAUGUAAAAAAUGUUUUAACAAGAAACUGGAUCUUAUAAGACAUCAGAGAAAUCAUACAGGGCCACUACCAUUUUCAUGUUCAGAAUGUAAGAAAUCUUUUGACAAAAAAUUAAAUCUUGUCAGACACCAGCGAAUUCACACAGGUAUGAAGCCAUUUUCAUGUUCAGAAUGUGGGAAAAGUUUUAACCAGAAAUCGAAUCUUAUUAGACAUCAGAAAAUUCACACAGGGAAGAAACCAUUUUCAUGUUUAGAAUGUGGUAAAUCUUUUAACCAGUUAAACAAUUUUGUUAAGCAUAAGAGAAAUCAUACAGGGCCACAACCAUUUUCAUGUUCAGAAUGUAAGAAAUGUUUUAACCAGAAAGCAGAUCUUGUUAGACAUCAGAGAAUUCACACAGGGGAAAGGCCAUUUUCAUGUCCAGAAUGUGGGAAAAGUUUUAACCAGAAAUCCGAUCUUAAGAGACAUCAGAGAAUUCACACAGGGGGGAAAACAUUUUCAUGUUUAGAAUGUGGUAAAUAUUUUAACAGGCUAUACAAUCUUGUUAUGCAUAAGAAAAAUCAUACAGGGCCACAACCAUUUUCAUGUUCAGAAUGUAAGAAAUGUUUUAACCAGAAAGCAGAUCUUGUUAGACAUCAGAGAAUUCACACAGGGGAAAGGCCAUUUUCAUGUUCAGAAUGUGGGAAAUGUUUUAACCAGAAAUCUCAUCUUGCUAAACAUCACAGGAUUCACACGGGCAGAGUCCUGUGCACUAGACUCUUCCCCCUCCAUGUGACUGAUCACAUGACUUGUGACAUCAUCGCAGGUCCUGUAACCACAGAGCAGUUCUAUGGCUGCAGGUCCCUACAAUCCAGGAUCCUCUCAGCUGAUUCUUCUAUAGAAGAGAAUAUUCCUGAUCCACCAUCAAUGAUGGAGAAGGACAGAGACAAGAUGGCGGAGAGGAUAAUACACCUCACCAUAGAGAUACUCUUCCAGCUUACCGGAGAGGAUUACACGGUGGUGAAGAAGACCUCUAGGGGGCGCCAUCAGGCCCCUGUGUGUGAAGGAUGGGGAAGAACCCUGAGGCCAAUCCCGGGGCCUCCACCUCACUCCCUGAUACAUGAGGAGAUGAAUGAGCAGAAGAUCCUAGAACUCACCAACAAGAUGGUGGAGCUGCUGACUGGAGAGGUUCCUAUAAGGUGUCAGGACGUGGCCGUCUAUUUCUCCAUGGAGGAGUGGGAGUAUUUAGAAGGACACAAGGAUCAGUACAUAGCGGACAUAGUCAUGAUGGAGGAUCAGCAGCCCCUCACAUCAGCAGAGAGAUGUCCCUGUCCUCUUCCUCCAGAGGAUUCUUCAGAAGGAGAUGACAAUGUCCUCCAGGAUUAUCAGCUUAUGGAUCAGAGUAAAGAUGUGAAGAACAUUAAUGCUCCAGACAUAAUGGUGAAAGAGGAGACAGAUGUGAGGGGUGAUGAUCCGUGUACAGAGGACGUCCCUACAGCGCCCCCACCAGAUGACUAUACUGGGAGCUUGGAGGGACAUCUGAUAUCCUCAUAUUAUAAAGCAGAAGAUGGCGGUAUCACACAAGAUAUAGAUGAAGAUCAUGUCAUUAAUCCAGAGAUACCCUUAGACCUUCACAGAAGAUAUCUAUCAUUGUCUGACACCUCACAGACUGUAAGACAAAAUAUAUGCCCUAGCAGGGAUGUAGACUAUGACAUAGCUUCAACAGGGGAGAAACCGUUUCCAUGUUCAGAAUGUGGGAAAUGUUUUAACCAGAAAAUAUCACUUAUUACCCACCUGAGAACUCACACGGGGGAGAAGCCAUUUUUAUGUUCAGAGUGUGGGAAAUGUUUCAACCAGAAAUCGGGACUAGUUACACACCAGAGAAUUCACACAGGGGCAAAGCCAUUUACAUGUUCAGAAUGUGGGAAACAUUACAAUGUGAAAUCAAAUCUUGUAACGCACCAGAGAACUCACACGGGGGAGAAGCCGUUUUCAUGUUCAGAAUGUGGGAAACGUUUUGCCAUUAAGAAAACUCUUGUUCAUCAUCAAAGGGCUCACACAGGGGAGAGGCCAUUUUCGUGUUCAGAAUGUGGGAAACUUUUUAAGGUCAAAUCGGAUCUUGUUACACAUCAGAGAAACCACACAGGGGUGAAGCCAUUUUCAUGUUUAGAAUGUGGGAAAUGUUUUAGGAUGAAAGUGGACCUUGUCACACAUCAGAGACAUCACACAGGAGAUAGUCCAUUUUCGUGCACAGAAUGCGGUAAAUAUUACAGGGCCAAGUCAAAACUUAUUGCACAUCUGAGAAGUCAUACAGGAGAGAAGCCUUUCUCGUGUUUAGAAUGUGGUAAAUGUUAUAGGGUUAAAGCAAAUAUGAUUACGCAUCAGCGAACCCACACAGGGGAGAAGCCGUAUUCCUGCCCAGAAUGUGGGAAAAGUUUUACAUGGAAAUCCAAUCUUGUUGACCAUCAAAAAAUUCACACAGGAGAGAAGCCAUAUUCAUGUUCUGAAUGCGGGAAAUGUUUUACCCACAAAAAACAUCUUUUGAAACAUCAAAGAACUCACACAGUGAAGUAGCCAUUUUCUUUUUAAGUUGUUAAAUGAAGUCACACAGUAUACAAUAGAAAGCGAAAGCCGUAUAUUAUAAUAAGUAUAUCAGAUAUCCAAAAAGUAAAUAGAAUCCACAUAACAUUAAUAUUUAUCUAUAUUCAUACAUAUUUAUUAUGCCUGGAAGUUCUAUGUUUCUAUAU